This is a messenger RNA of Nematostella vectensis (starlet sea anemone), 1318 nucleotides long. RefSeq names its product tubulin-specific chaperone C-like. The record is from RefSeq and is a predicted model, not a curated record. The coding region runs from base 2 to 1048 and encodes 348 amino acids. Lineage: Eukaryota; Metazoa; Cnidaria; Anthozoa; Actiniaria; Edwardsiidae. Gene Ontology annotation, molecular function: tubulin binding. Gene Ontology annotation, biological process: tubulin complex assembly; post-chaperonin tubulin folding pathway. Gene Ontology annotation, cellular component: cytoplasm. The transcript is spliced from 2 exons.
CAUGACGUCAUUAUCAUUUCAGUCCCUCACAGCUAGUCUGGUACAGAAAAAAAUGGCGGACAUCCGUAAACGGCUAGAGAAAAGAAACGAGGAACGUCUAGAAAACGUGGAAAAAAGGAGAGCCGAAAAAGAAGCACAGAGCCAAGAAAAUGAGAGCAGUGACUUUUUUAAAGAGGCUUUCAACAAAGAGAAGGCGGCUUUAGAAUUAAUGCUAAAUCAAUGUGAAGACCUUGCUGGUGAUAAAACAGCUUUAGUUGCUAGCUUUGACGAGAUGUCUGCUAAAUGUCAACAAAUGCAAAGGAUUUUGGCUGACUCAACUAUGUUUCUUGUAUCUUAUGACGUGAAAUCAGCACAAGAAGUUAUCAACUCACUGCAGCAAAGAGUGAAUGAGAGUCGCGAGAAGUAUCUCCCAAAGAAAAAGUUUGCUUUCAAAGUGAGGAAAAAACAGGCCGAGGAAACGAGCCCAUCCCCUGAAAAAAAGAAUGUUGAUAUUAUAGACGGAAGUGUCAAGCCGUCCCUGGGUGGGGACCAGAGUCAACCUGUAAGGACUUCUAAGGGAUUUCAAGGCAACAAACAUCAGACCUUAAUAAUGUCAGAGCAGGAAACACUGGAUCAAGACAUUGGGUUAUCAGAUCUAGAGAAUUGCACUAUUAAACUAAUGGGCCCUCCUUUAGCUGUGCGAAUGGAUAAACUAAGGAACUGUAUUAUCAUUAGUGGACCAGUGUCUACUGCAAUCUUCAUUGAUGACUGUCAGGACUGUACAUUUAUUGUUGCCUGCCAACAGCUGCGGGUACACCAUACCCAUCGUUCUCUGUUUUACCUGCAUGUUACAAGUCGUGCAAUAAUUGAAGACUCUUCUGGGGUUGGGUUUGCACCUUAUGAUCUGCAGUAUGAAUUGAAAGAGGCACACUUUAAGGCAGCAGGGCUGGAUUUAUAUGAAAAUAAUUGGUCAAUUGUGAAUGACUUUAAUUGGCUCCGAAAAGACGAGCAUUCACCCAAUUGGUACAUAAUUGCUGAGAAUGAGAGAAAAUCAGCAUCGUCCUUUUAGUACUAUAAGCCAACAGCACAUUCUUCUAAACAGAUAAAAGAGAUUUCUAUUAGCUCAAAUCUUCUUGCUCCCUAUUGUUUUUGUAUUGUAUAUGUUUUUAGCAUUAUGAACCAUUGAGUUACAGCUAGAGAACUAGGAUCUAAGGAAAUAUAAUGAACUGUGUUGUAGAAAAUGAGAAAUCUUUUAGGAGCAUGAGUUGAUGAUCACUAAAAUGCUCACUAAAGAAAGAUAACCAUAUUAUAAGAAAAAAUAAAGCAUCUACAUACCCUA